AUGGAUGAUAGAGUUGCACUUAGAGUAUAUUAUUUUGGUCAGAUUCUGUUACAAACAUCUGAAGGAGUGAGAUUUAGUUGCGAGAAGCCGUUAGAUAUUGUUAUUCCGUUCACAAUCUCAUUUGAGGAGCUAAAAGGUGUGAUUUGUGAGAAGAUAGGUUUUGAGAUAUCCAAAAAAAUAUCAUGUAUGGUAUAUAGAUAUCCCAUACCGGUAUUUGGUGGUUUCGUGCAGUAUCAAACCAAGUAUGUAACCGACGAAGCGAGUAUGCAGGAGAUGUUUUCAAUGUAUUUUGAAACUCGCGGUCAGAUAUCGGUGAUAGAGUUGUACGUCGAAUUCGAACAAUCUGAAGCGGACCGAAAUAUUGAAGGGGAAGAAUAUGAUAGUGACAGUGAGGAAGAGUUUGAAAGCAAUUACGAAGCUGUUGCUCCAGACGGAGAAGAAGAUCAAGGUGACGGGGUGGUGGCUCCAAAUGUGGGAGACGUUGCAAAUGCACUCGCAAACGAAGAUCCCUUUGAGGAGCCGUCCUUCAUGCGGGUUCUGGACUUGGAAGCCAUGCAUGCGCCGGAGUUUCCGGAAUAUAUGAGUGCCGAAAUUCCUAUGGUCGCAGAUGGUGAAUUUGCAAUCGGAAUGGAAUUCAGUUCUAGGGAAGUUGUUAUGAUGGCGGUGAAAGAUUAUACCAUCCGAAGAGGCGUAGACUACCGUGUGUAUGAGUUGGAGCCGUUGACCUUCUAUGCGAAGUGUACACAGUAUGGAUCAGGGUGUGAUUGGCUUAUCAGGGUUAGCAUGAUCAGCAGAAAGUAUUGUUGGGUUAUAAGGAGGUACAACGGUUCUCACACUUGUACUAGAGCCACUAUUUCUCAGGAUCAUUCAAAGCUGGAUUCGAACACAAUUGCAGAAGCAAUAAAGCCGUUGGUUGAGGCUGACCCGUCGAUAAAGGUGAAAUCAGUUAUUGCGGAAGUGCAGUCGAAGUUCAAUUACACCAUCAGCUAUCGGAAAGCAUGGUUGGCGAAGCAAAAAGCAGUGAAAAAAAUAUUUGGAGGUUGGGAAGCAUCAUAUGAAGCUUUGCCUAUAUGGUUUGAGGCCAUGUGUAACAAGGAGCCAUCAGCAAUCGUCCAUUUCGAGACUAUGUCUGCAUAUCAAGGUGAUGAGGAAGUAACUGAUAUCCGGGUAUUGCACAGAGUCUUCUGGAGUUAUUACCCCUACAUUAGAGCGUUUAGACACUGCAAGUCAGUUGUCCAGGUUGAUGGGACUCACUUGUACGGAAAGUAUAAGGGUUGUUUGUUGGUCGCAGUUUCACAGGAUGAUAACAAUAAUAUCGUCCCUAUUGCGUUUGCAAUUGUGGAGGGGGAGACUUCUGAUGCAUGGCACUUUUUCCUUAGUAACCUGCGACAACACGUUGUGACUCGGGAUGGUGUGGGACUGAUUUCUGACAGGCACGAAUCCAUCAAUGCAGCUGUGGCCCGGAGCAACGGAGCUUGGUCGCCCCCGAGAGCAUUCCACAUGUUUUGCAUCAGGCAUAUAGAGUCGAACUUUUUGAGAAAGUUCAAGGCACCGUACCUGCAAAAACUUGUGGUCAAUAUAGGUUAUUCGAGGACGGUGCGCGAGUACGAAGUGCGCUACCAGCGUUUACGUGAACGGGGCGAGGCUUAUACGAACUGGCUUAACCGAAUCCCACGCGAACAGUACGCGUUGGCGUAUGACGGUGGCUACCGCUGGGGUCACAUGACGACAAACCUAGUGGAAUGCAUCAACUCAGUGUUGAAGGGUGCACGCAAUCUUCCGAUAACUGCACUUGUCAAAGCCACAUUCUACAGGCUUAACGAGUUGUUCACUAGAAAAAGAGCCGAGGCGGAGUCGCGGAUAACAGCUGGACAUGUUUUUUCUGAGGUUGUCACGUUGAAAUUGAAUGCAAAUCAACUUGCAUCAUCAAACAUCCAGGUUAAUUGCUUCGACAGGAUGAAUGAGGUCUUCGAGCGACUGGAUUGGCGAGUGUAUGUCCACGAAGUUUACAAGAUGGACCAAGUUCGGAGGGUUUACCGAGCUAGGUUUCGGCCACUGGGGAAUCCCACAACGUGGCCUGUGUACAGCGGCCCUCGAUUUGUCCCGAAUCCGAACCUGAGACGGGUGACGAAAGGUCGCCCGAGGAUGACACGUUUCUUGAACGAAAUGGACACACGAAUGUUACGUGCUCCUAGGCGUUGUAGGCAAUGUGGAGCCGAGGGACACAGCCGAAGUAGAUGCCGUCGGUCAGCCGGUGUAGGUCCCAGCAACCCAGGACAGUAG
Molecule: messenger RNA, 2283 nt
Organism: Arachis ipaensis
Lineage: Eukaryota; Viridiplantae; Streptophyta; Magnoliopsida; Fabales; Fabaceae
Source: RefSeq, a predicted model, not a curated record